GGUUCUCAAACCAAACACACCCUACAAGUCUAGAUCUAUCCAUGAGAAUAGGAGUAGAAUCCUAACAGUGCUGCUGUCUGAGAAGUUGCGGAUUUGGUGGCUGCCGAGAGUUGACGAACACGCCCGAAGAGGAGCAGGGGAGAGAAUCAGAGAAGUCGCCGCAGGGAGAGUCAAGGCGAUCAGGCGAGAUUUACCACAGCUGCCGGGCCCGGUGGGGAGCAGGAGGGAGGAUCCGGGAACGGCAUGGAUGACUUCUACGUCACCAUCCCUUACGGCCUGGUGGUCCUCGGCGGCGGCGUCGCUGGCUACGUCAAGCGGGGGAGCGUGGCUUCGCUGGCCGCCGGAGCAGGAUUCGGAGGCGCGCUCCUCCUCGCCGGCGCUCUCAGCAUCUGGGCCUUCACGGGUGGCCAUUCUAGCUCCCUCUUCGCCACCGUCCUGCAGACCGUUUGUGCUGCAGCAUUAACAAUAGUCAUGACAAUAAGAUACAUGAAAACAAGAAAGGUGGUGCCAGCUGGAAUAAUUGCUACCAUCAGUUGUCCUGAUAUUCUACGUGUACAAGAUAUCUAAGGGAGGUAACGAGGUUUACCUCCCAGUGAGUGCCGAGUGAGCCUGCUGGAUGUCGUAUCUCCUGUCUUCUGGUGUAGAUGUUGCCUUUACGAAUGCCAAAUGCCCAUAUAGUAACUGUGAAUUAUUUUAUUCUUGUGAGACGAAUAUUUGUUUAUUUAUCCUGAAACAUAUUUUUUUUCCGAUAAGGGGCGCUUUAUUACUUAAAAGAUUUAAGUAUCCUGAAACAUAUAUGGCUGACAUGAAAAGCCAUGAUACAGAACUCUGCACUUGUGUGGUGAGUAUAUAUAAUUAUAAAUCGGCCUCUUGGCCUGUCUGCAGCUGCAUUUUCAUUCA
This is a messenger RNA of Hordeum vulgare subsp. vulgare (domesticated barley), 900 nucleotides long. Its product is annotated as protein FATTY ACID EXPORT 6-like. Gene Ontology annotation, cellular component: membrane. The record is from RefSeq and is a predicted model, not a curated record. The transcript has 3 exons. Bases 244 to 567 code for a protein of 107 amino acids. NCBI's taxonomy places the organism in Eukaryota, Viridiplantae, Streptophyta, Magnoliopsida, Poales, Poaceae.